This is a messenger RNA of Spodoptera frugiperda (fall armyworm), 2011 nucleotides long. Its product is annotated as gastric triacylglycerol lipase. The transcript has a single exon. Lineage: Eukaryota; Metazoa; Arthropoda; Insecta; Lepidoptera; Noctuidae. Bases 640 to 1971 code for a protein of 443 amino acids. Gene Ontology annotation, molecular function: hydrolase activity, acting on ester bonds. The record is from RefSeq and is a predicted model, not a curated record. Gene Ontology annotation, biological process: lipid metabolic process.
AAACGUAAAGUAAACUCGUACUAAGGGUACAGAUUAAAUCAGCUCUAUUUUAUAGUGUGCUAUGAGUUCAAGUGCAAACAGUGGAUGUUACCAUAACAAAACUAAGGUAAUGGUCACUGCUAAUGACAAUAUUAACAUAGGUAAGUAUUAAUAGUACGAGUAAUUGUUUGAGAAGUUCUACACAAAGAAAAUAUUCAGACACAUGCUACUAUUUCUAUAUUGACAUUAAAAUUCAUUGGAUACCUAAUAAAAUCGCAAGUACAAAUCCCAGUACGUGUGUAAUUUUCCACAUGAAUUUAUUUUAGAGUUUUUCACACAUACAGCUUGAUAACACAUUCAAUGUAUUGUUUGUAGUCGUUUAAAAACUACAUGAGAGUAAAAAAACGAUUAACUUUAACUCUCCAUUUUAAAUUGACGGUCUUUUGAGAAGUUUUUCUAAACAAUUUUUCGAGAGCAAGCGUUGGAACCUAAUUAACAGAGUAGCCUCGAACCACCGAUCUAAAUAAAACUGUGUUAAGAUUAUAAGCAAUUAACAAUGGGGUGAAGUUUAACAACAGGUGUAAGAACAAUGAUCACAUAUAUAUAAGAGAACGCAUUGUUUCACGUACAGACGAGCCGCAAUCGGCAAGGAAUUAUAAAAUGUACAUAUACUUAUUAUUAUUAAUCUGCAAACUAUCACACGCCAACUUGGUAGAGGAUAGAAGCUUGUGGAGUAUACUUGGGAGUAUUGUGAGUUAUUCUCAAGGUAAAUUCGUACCAGAGGACGCGAACCUUUCCAUCACUGAACUGGGAAAAAAAUAUGGUUAUCACGUGGAAAGGCACACAGUGGUUACCGAAGACGGGUACAUCUUAAAUUUCCAUCGAAUACCUUCACGGAAUAAGAAAGCCGGACCUGCAGUGUUCCUAAUGCAUGGCUUACUGGAAAGUUCAGACACGUGGCUGUUGCUGGGACCCAACAAGGCGCUCGCGUACCUAUUAGCAGAUCACGAUUUUGAUGUUUGGUUGGGCAACAGCAGAGGAAAUAAGUACUGUGAAAAGCAUGUGACGUUAAACAAUACCAUAUCAGAGUUCUGGCAAUUCUCUUGGGAGGAGAUCGCAGUGAACGAUUUGCCUGCUAUGAUCGAUUACAUCCUUCACAAAACUGGAUUGAAGUACUUGUACUACGUGGGACAUUCCCAAGGCACUACGACGGGCUACGUGUUGUGUGCUAUGAAGCCAGAAUACAACGACAAGAUCAGCAUAAUGUUCUCGCUGGCCCCGGAAGCCUGGAUGGGUCACCUUAGAAGUCCUAUAGUGAAAAUGUUCUCCCCCGCUCACAAUUUACUCGCGUACCUACUCUCGGACUUCAACGCUUACUACGCAGGGGUGGACUUCUUCAAUAAAAUAUCAACAUUCGUGUGUACUAUCGCGCCGGCGAGAUGUGACAAUAUAUUGUUUGCGCUGUCGGGAUACGAGAGUAAAAUAAACGAGACGUUUUUAGCGGUCAUAUUAGGUCAUUCUCCGUCUGGAUCAUCGACGUUUCAAUUCGCCCACUACGGACAGUUGGUGGAAUCACAGCGGUUCUGUCGAUAUGACUUUGGCAGAGAACGUAAUUUGAUAAAGUAUAACCAGACUAUGCCUCCCGAAUACGACUUGAGUCGAGUGUCGACGCCAGUGGUGCUAUUUUACAGUGAUAAAGACUUGUUAUCGGACCCUAGAGACGUAGAUAUAUUGAUGAGAAAGCUUAAAAAUGUACAGGAAAGUAUUUUUGUAAAAGAUUUUACACAUUUAGAUUAUGUUUACGCUGAAGAAGCGGCUGUUGCGGUCUACAGUAAGAUCGUAGGACGGAUCAUAAGUGACGAAGAGAGACGUGCUUCGGAGCACUACAUGAUCACGCCGCGACUCACUGACACGUCCGCUGCGGGUAGUAAUAGUAGUACCAUCAGUAGUACAGAGGAUACAACAACCGAAGAGACAUCAACAGAACAGUGAAAUUAACUAAUGAAAUAAAUAACACCUAAUUUAUUUUGUU